CUUCUCCAACAACAUUCCAAGACAUGGGUAAGAGAGGAACAAGGUUACCAGGCUUCUGCCUUAACAGAAUUAGGCCUCAUGCCCGAGUGCGUUCGCCGCCUAUACAAGCCAAGCUAGACACAAAUGCCAGUGAAACUGAUAAAAAAACUGAGAAUUCCUGCAGUGCUUGUGAGGAAAAAUCAGAUGAUGGGGUGAAACCAGGGUCUAUGAUUGGUAGGAAGAUCAUGAUUGUGGUUGAUUCUAGCCUUGAAGCCAAAGGUGCUGUGCAAUGGGCACUCACUCACACAGUUCAGAACCAGGACAUUAUAAUUCUUCUUCAUGUGAUGAAGCCUUCUAAACAAGCAGCCACUGAGGAAGGGUCCAGCAAGGAGAUAGAUCCAAGGGCUUAUGAACUUGCUUCCUCCUUCAAGAACAUGUGCAAUGUGAAGAUGCCAGAGGUACAAAUUGAGAUUGCUGUUACAGAAGGAAAGGAAAAGGGUCCAACAAUAGUGGAGGAAGCAAAGAAACAUGGCGCGGGGCUUCUGGUUUUGGGGCAGAAGAAGAGGUCCACAACGUGGCGUCUUCUAAUGAUGUGGGCAGGCAACAGAGUUACUGGUGGGGUGGUGGAGUAUUGCAUCCAGAAUGCUCAUUGCAUGGCAAUUGCUGUGAGAAGAAAAAGCAAGAAAAUUGGAGGCUACAUGAUUACUACGAAGCGUCACAAAGAUUUCUGGCUCUUAGCUUAAUCUAUAGUCACAACACACAACUAUGGAUCAAUGUUGUCACCUUCAAGAUUUUACAAGUAACUAUAUACCGUGUUGUUGUAUCUGGAGUCCACAAUGUUUAUACAUAAUAAGGUGUCCGGCAAUUGAGAAAAUGUAUGAAAUUAUGAUUGGGAAGUAGCAAAGUGUCAUUAAAACUAUGGUUUCUGGUUA
Messenger RNA from Lotus japonicus, 911 nucleotides. Its product is annotated as universal stress protein PHOS32. The record is from RefSeq and is a predicted model, not a curated record. NCBI's taxonomy places the organism in Eukaryota, Viridiplantae, Streptophyta, Magnoliopsida, Fabales, Fabaceae. The transcript has 3 exons. Bases 24 to 722 code for a protein of 232 amino acids.